This is a messenger RNA of Puntigrus tetrazona (Sumatra barb), 3189 nucleotides long. RefSeq names its product T-box transcription factor 2a (gene tbx2a). Gene Ontology annotation, biological process: positive regulation of DNA-templated transcription; regulation of transcription by RNA polymerase II; cell fate specification. The record is from RefSeq and is a predicted model, not a curated record. Gene Ontology annotation, molecular function: DNA-binding transcription factor activity, RNA polymerase II-specific; RNA polymerase II cis-regulatory region sequence-specific DNA binding. The transcript has 7 exons. Lineage: Eukaryota; Metazoa; Chordata; Actinopteri; Cypriniformes; Cyprinidae. Bases 367 to 2406 code for a protein of 679 amino acids. Gene Ontology annotation, cellular component: nucleus.
CGGGGAACCAGUGAGAAGGGACAUGUAAGACAGACGCAGACACACAGCGGUCAGGGAAGAACCUACCCAUUGUGCACCAGCGCGCAGGACUUUCGCAUCCUUGUUACCGGGACCGCUUUAGUUUUUUCCGCAGGGGCUCGGACAGAAGGCAAGCUGUAAAUCUACACAGAAGUGUCAAUGCUGCUCUACUGAAGGAUAUUACCACUGUGCUGCAACUGGACAUCCCCGACGGUACUGCCAUUUCCUAGCAGUCCUGUGCAACCAACACCGUGUUUUUAAGAGGGCGACAUCCAGUCGGACUUAAGCGAGCGACGGGCGCAGUUAUUUUAGAGUAUUAUAUUUUCCUCUGACUUUUUGGAUGCACCGAUGAGAGAUCCAGUUUUCACAGCGAACGCUAUGGCUUAUCACCCUUUUCACGCGCACAGGCCGGCCGACUUUCCCAUGUCAGCUUUCCUUGCGGCGGCUCAGCCCUCGUUCUUCCCAGCGCUCACUUUACCGCCGGGUCUCGGUAAACCGCUGGCCGAUCACGCGCUCUCCGGCGCGGCCGAGGCUGGCUUGCACGCGGCGCUUGGACAUCACCACCAGGCGGCUCAUCUCCGCUCCUUCAAGAGCCUCGAGCCCGAGGAGGACGUCGAAGACGACCCUAAAGUUACAUUAGAAGCCAAGGACCUUUGGGAUCAGUUCCACAAAAUCGGAACCGAAAUGGUCAUAACUAAAUCAGGAAGGAGAAUGUUUCCUCCGUUUAAAGUCCGCGUCAGCGGCCUGGACAAAAAAGCAAAGUAUAUACUUUUGAUGGAUAUUGUUGCGGCAGACGACUGUCGGUACAAAUUUCACAACUCUCGAUGGAUGGUCGCGGGAAAGGCCGACCCGGAGAUGCCCAAACGAAUGUACAUUCACCCGGAUAGCCCUGCCACGGGUGAACAGUGGAUGGCGAAGCCUGUUGCUUUCCACAAACUCAAACUGACCAACAAUAUUUCGGAUAAACAUGGAUUUACCAUUCUAAAUUCGAUGCACAAAUACCAACCCAGGUUUCAUAUCGUUAGAGCCAACGAUAUUCUGAAGCUCCCUUACAGCACCUUCAGGACAUAUGUGUUUCCCGAGACCGACUUCAUAGCUGUCACUGCGUAUCAGAACGACAAGAUCACGCAGCUGAAAAUCGAUAACAACCCCUUCGCGAAAGGAUUCAGGGACACGGGGAACGGGAGGAGAGAAAAGAGGAAGCAGUUAGCCCUGCCGUCGAUGCGCCUGUAUGAUGAUCAGUGCAAGGCCGACCGGGAUGGAGGAGAUUCGGACGACUCGUCCUGCGAGCAGACCGCUGGAAGGGACUCGGUUCAUUCGCCGAUUGGACCAGCAGCGAGUCCGCUCAAAUUCAACAGAUCCAGAGACGACAAAAACUGCAAUGAAAGCGACAACGAGCUCGACCGACACGACGAUAUCAGAGUCAGUAGCCCGGACCAGAGGCCGCAAUCACCGCUCAGCCCAGACUGCGAGGACGCUAACCCAGAAAAGAAAGGGGACUACUCGGAUUCGAGGAAAGAAACCGACUCCGUCUUCAGAAUCAGAAGCUUGGAGAAGGACAGACUGGACAGCAGGAAUUCGAAAGAAUCAGAUCCCUCCAAAAAGGAUGCGGACUCUGUGGGCCUGAGCGCGGUCAAAGAUGGCUUCUCCCCUCUGAUGGUCCAAACGGAAAGCCCAUCGCAUUUUAGCGCGAGCCACUUGCAAAGUCUGGCCCUCUCUGGUUUACACAAUCAACAUUUCUUUAACCCACUGAGUACGGGACAACCACUCUUAUUUCACCCUGGGCAGUUUGCUAUGACUCCUAGUGCUUUCUCAACCAUGGGCAUGGGACACUUGUUAGCCUCAAUGUCUGGAGCAAGCGGACUAGAGAACGGCAGCCUCUCCUCUCAGAGCACCAGUUCACCCAACCCUUUCCCGUUCCACUUAUCACAGCAUAUGCUUGCAUCUCAGGGCAUCUCCAUGCCACCGUUCGGAGGACUGCUACCCUACCCGUACACGUACAUGGCGGCGGCGGCUGCGGCAGCCUCCGCUCUCCCCGCCGGCGGCGCCGCCUCCACCCUCAGCCGGAACCCGUUUCUCAGCAGCGCGCGGCCGAGGCUGCGGUUCAGCCCCUACCAGAUCCCCGUGUCCAUCCCUCAGAGCUCGGGCCUGCUCGCCACCGGCGUGCCGAGCGCUCUGAGCGCCGAGUCGGAGUCGUCGAAAUCCGGCAGCAGGGAAAGCAGCCCUAUAUCUGAGCACCACAGCCAUAAAACCGGAAGCGGCCAGAAUAAGGGAUCUCCCAAGUCGUCAGGGACGGAUUCCGUUAACGAGCUGCAGAACAUACAGAGAUUAGUCAGCGGACUGGAGAAACACAGAGACGCGUCGCCCCGCAGCGAUUCACCAAAGUGAAUCCGCGCCUCGGUGAAAAAGGGGUCACCGUUUGGUUGAAGCGACGGCUCGGGACACGGGAGCGUCCCUUAUCCUACCUGGAUUUGGGAGAGAACUGUAGCGUGCGUUACGCCCACUUUUCGGAUCUACGAGGCGUGCUGAUUUCAUUCACCCUUCAUUUGGCCAAGAAAUUAUACCAGCCUGAAAAAGAAAACAGUUUGAACCUGGCUGUCAAUGGCUAUCAUUAGGCCCACGUUUUUCAAAAAGGACUGCAAAACGCCACAGUCCCUGGGGAUGACUGCGUCUGGGACCCGUUUUUCUAAUUAUUUAUAAUAAUAAUAAAAGCAAAACGCAUAUGUAAAUAAGGUCAGUUGACUUAAGGAGGCGGAUUUUAAUUUAUUCUGAAACUGUACAUUGGUGUGUAAAUACUAUUAGGUCUCGAUUUGUUACAUUUAUAUAUAUUUUCCCAUUUACAAAUAUGAAUAUUAUCUAGCGCUUGAUAGCAGGAAACCGAAUGUGUUAUGUUUGCGACGACAUCCUGCCAGACACGUAAAGUAAAAGCCACUGUAACUCUCCGGCGAUGCAUUCGAAAGUCUUUUCACUUGUAGCUAAAUUCAACAGAAGAUGUUUAAUGAUGGUCCGUAGGCAGGGACAACUCAGGUUUCUUUCUAAUCGUGCAUUGAGAAGAUCAUUGUGUAGUGUCUCUCAUGAGAACUUGUCUAAACAUCUCGGUGCUGGAUUUUCGGGUAAUUGAGCGAUUUUGUUGCAUUCUCUCAGUUUCAAUAAAACGAAAGCGUUCAUUUA